Pseudomassariella vexata is the source of this 2238-nucleotide messenger RNA. RefSeq names its product fungal-specific transcription factor domain-containing protein. Gene Ontology annotation, molecular function: carboxy-lyase activity; DNA-binding transcription factor activity, RNA polymerase II-specific; DNA binding. The transcript is spliced from 9 exons. Gene Ontology annotation, biological process: regulation of DNA-templated transcription; DNA-templated transcription. Lineage: Eukaryota; Fungi; Ascomycota; Sordariomycetes; Amphisphaeriales; Pseudomassariaceae. The record is from RefSeq and is a predicted model, not a curated record. Bases 1 to 2238 code for a protein of 745 amino acids.
AUGUCCGGACAUGAACCGUCAGACAUCAACCAGGUCCCGGUCGAGGAUCUGACACCAGAGGAAGCUAGCCGCAUAAUUCACUCGCAUCGUAAAGUUCGAUAUGGAACCGCCUGUUGGCCAUGUCGCCAGCGGAAAGUGAAGUGUGACAACAAACAACCGUGCGAAAAUUGCGUCAAGAGGGAGCAUCCGCAACUAUGCUCUUAUAAGCCAAAUCGCACCAACACGGCGAAGCCAGGGUCUACUUCCACUGAAGCCUCCCUUGGGAAGAAACGCCCGCAUUCCCCCGAUGACAGUGUAGACCAUGAUCACGACCACCGCCAUGAUCAUGAGCACGGGAGCGAUCAUCAGUCCAACGGCUGGCCUCGUGCCUUGGAUUCGGCUGAGUCUGUUGAGAUUCCUCGCUACGUUGGGCAGAAUUCCAUCCCAGCUCUUCUGAGGGACCAACCCUCGCCUAUCGAUACCAAAGAUGGCAUCGACAUACGACGAGAUAUGCGUCCCAUCUGGGGCCUCGACAAUUCGGCACCAUUUCCCCUCAUGUCGUCUCACCAUCUGGAUAGACUGACACAGGAGAUCUCGGCCGAGCUGCCAUCGGACCGCGAGAUAAUCAAACUCUUCAAAUCGUACAAAGAGGUCCCUCACCCCUUCUGGGGCUUUGUCAUUGAUAUCGAUGACCUUGAAUCCCGACUCAUGAUCUAUCUAGAAGAACGGGCAAAAAGUGCCAAAGCGGCUGCUCCACAUGCCAGACCAACCAUUUCAGCAUCUUGGCUGGCCAUCCUCUUUUCCGUUCUUGCUGUUGGGUCACAAUACCAUGACUCCCCUUACCAUAUCAGGACCAGAGAUUCCCAGAAGUAUCUGCAGAUAUCGUUUCACUUCCUAAGGCUUGGCAACUUUCUCCUCCGACCCAACCUUGAUUCGAUUCAAGCGCUCCUCAUGACUAGCUUCGUGCUCUUGAAUGAUAUGAAGGCCGAAGCUUCGUGGGCACUGCUUGCCUUGACCUGUAGAUUGGCACAAUCUUUGGGCCUGCAUCGAACACCGCCUCAAGAUAGCCGGGAAAAUAGCUCGACCGACAUGUCCGUCAAGGAUUACGUGCGCAGAAAACUCUGGUGGACUUGCCAAUGGCACGACACACUAACGUCCUUAUCUUUUGACCGUCCAAACAUGACGAACAUCCAAUGCUGCCCGAUUCCAUUAUCGCCAAGCUCGACCGUGCAAGGAUUUUCUUAUCUGGAGGCCAUGUACCAUCUGUGCCAGAUCAUAUCAGAAAAGCUGAAUCCCGAUGCUACUGCGGCGUGUACCUACGACAGCAUCGUUGAAAACUGUCGGGAGGUCGAGUCUCUUCGGGAGAGGGUGUAUCCCCAGUUGCGAAGCAGGGAAGCCUUGAAGACCGCCGUGGAUCGGCUGCAGCACUAUGCGCUACGUCUUCACACUUCCUUCGUUGUAUCCGUCUGUUGUCGCCCAGCUCUACGAAGUGACUGCACGAGUUUGGAUACGGACGAAAAGAAGACAUUAGCCGAGAAGUGCAGAGUCAAUCUGACCGAGACAGUCAAGAUGUUCUUGUCUAUGCACAACAUCUCUGUCAUUCCCACGCGCAGCUGGGCUUUCACCUACCACGGGCUUUCCUCCGCAGUCUUGCUCGGUAUCUUGACUGAAACCAAAACAGACCCGGAAGUGCGCCGUUUACAAGGCGACCUCAUCUCCGCUCUCUCGGCCGCGGCAGCCAGAGACAGAUCGAGCCCCUCACCGGGUCACAUCCGGCGGAGUGAAAGGGACAUCGAACUAUCUGGCCCCCUCUCGAGAGCUUUAACGGCCCUGAAAAAUAUCUACGACUACGGCUCGUUGCAAGGCCUUUCCGGCCUCAAGAGCGAGGUGCCAUCCGGGUCCCGGACGCCCAACCCGCCCAUGCAGAACAUGCAGAACAUCAAUCCCCAGCUUCGUGUUCAACCGGGGCUGGACCCUCAUCAAGAUGCUGCUCUUGCUAUGGCGGAGCUGCAGAAUGGGGCUGGGGCUACUUUGCCUGACUUCGCGGCGACGAUACCGUACCCGCCUCAAAUGCAGCAGGGUGUCGGCGUCCCCGACAUGAGCCAAAUGGACCCGGCUACGUACAUGUCACCGAUGGAUCUGUAUGAUUCCAUCUUCUGGGAAUCGCCCGAUCCCUUUUAUACGGGCACGGACAUGAAUUUCGAUUUUAUGGCUCAACCUCCACCAGGCCAGCCUCCGCAACAGCAGUUCUACUUCUAG